Laccaria bicolor S238N-H82 is the source of this 1557-nucleotide messenger RNA. It is a transcript of the gene lcc3, whose product is annotated as laccase, multicopper oxidase, benzenediol:oxygen oxidorectuctase. NCBI's taxonomy places the organism in Eukaryota, Fungi, Basidiomycota, Agaricomycetes, Agaricales, Hydnangiaceae. Gene Ontology annotation, molecular function: oxidoreductase activity; copper ion binding. Bases 1 to 1557 code for a protein of 518 amino acids. The record is from RefSeq and is a predicted model, not a curated record. The transcript is spliced from 14 exons.
AUGCUUGUAUCCGCUCUCUUCACCGUCACUCUUUUACAGACAGUUAGUGCGUCGAUAGGACCGAUUGCGAACGUCCAUAUCGUCAACAAUUACAUACAACCAGAUGGCUACAAUCGCUCCGCCGUUCUCGCCGGCAACUCUUCGACGGCUGGGACAUUCCCUGGACCUCUUAUUGUUGGCACCAAGGGUAGCACAUUCUUCUUGAAUGUAGCCGAUCACCUGACCGACACGACGAUGUUGAGGAGCACUAGCAUCCAUUGGCAUGGCAUGUUCCAGCAUAACUCCAGCUGGGCAGACGGUCCAGUUGGAGUGGCGCAAUGCCCCAUCGCCCCUGGUAACUCAUUUUUAUACCAGUUCUCUGUUCCUGAUCAGGCCGGAACCUUUUGGUACCAUUCCCACCACUCCACACAAUAUUGCGACGGCUUGAGAGGCGCUAUGGUGGUUUACGAUCCUUUGGACCCAUACAGAUAUUUGUAUGAUUAUGAUGAUGAAUCAACUGUCAUUACACUUGCGGACUGGUACCACACCCCCGCUCCAUCUGCCGGCCUUGUCCCUACAGCGGACUCGACAUUGAUCAACGGGAAGGGUCGUUACUCUGGCGGACCUUCUUCUGACCUUGCAGUCAUCAACGUUAAGCGCAACGCGCGCUACCGCUUCCGCUUAGUCUCCAUUUCUUGCGACCCCAACUUUACUUUUUCCAUUGACGGGCAUAACAUGACCAUCAUCGAAGUCGACGGCAACAACGUUCAACGAACAACUGUGGACUCCAUUCAGAUCUUCGCUGGACAGAGAUAUUCUUUCAUUUUGACGGCUAAUCAGGCAGUUUCUAAUUACUGGAUACGUGCACUACCUAAUGUCGGGACGCAAGGCUUCUCCGGGGGAGUCAACUCGGCCAUCCUCCGCUAUUCCGGUGCUAAUAGCUCGGAUCCUACGACAAAUCAAACUACCAGCGUCGUUCCUAUGCUUGAAACCAGCCUCCACCCGUUGACGAACCCAGGCGCUCCAGGAAAGCCAGUUGCUGGAGGUGCUGAUGUCAAUAUCAACUUGAAUAUCACGUUCAAUGCCACGGAACUCCUAUUCACUGUCAACGGAGCGAGUUUCCAACCACCUACAGUGCCCGUUCUACUACAGAUUCUAAGCGGCGCCAAGACCGCACAGGAUUUGUUACCUUCUGGAAGUGUAUAUACCCUUCCUCGCAAUAAGGUUGUUGAAGUUACAAUGCCUGGAGGCGCGGCCGGAAGUCCCCAUCCCAUUCAUUUACACGGACAUGCCUUUGCCGUUGUGCGGAGUGCAGGAAAUUCAACUUACAAUUAUGUGAACCCUGUCCGCCGUGACGUGGUCAGUAUAGGAGCUUCCACAGACAAUGUCACCAUUCGUUUCAAUACGAACAACCCGGGCCCAUGGAUUAUGCAUUGCCACAUCGAUUGGCAUCUUAAUCUCGGAUUGGCGAUCGUGUUUGCUGAAGACGUUCCAACGAUUGCUACUAGCACCCAUCCUACCGCAUGGGAUAAACUGUGCCCCACCUACGACGCUCUUCCCACUGAAUCUUUCACGUAA